Molecule: messenger RNA, 645 nt
Organism: Sorex fumeus (smoky shrew)
Lineage: Eukaryota; Metazoa; Chordata; Mammalia; Eulipotyphla; Soricidae
Product: tripartite motif-containing protein 2-like
Exons: 2
Coding region: 1-645 (214 amino acids)
Biological process (GO): positive regulation of DNA-templated transcription
Cellular component (GO): nucleoplasm; chromatin
Molecular function (GO): ubiquitin-protein transferase activity
Source: RefSeq, a predicted model, not a curated record
AUGGCUACCAAGGCUAUUAAAGCUGAAAAACAGUUGAAAAUAUGGCAUGAUUAUUUACAUAGAGCAGUGACUAUGACCAACAUCACUCUGGCUGGAAGCUCUCACCCAGGCCCGGGGUGCGCACUUGCCCCCGACGCUUCCCACCAGCGCCAGCAGCGUGCAGAGUCAAGGACAGCCAGCCCCCCAUGUCAGUGGUCUAGGAUGGCCAGUGAAGCCACCAACAUCCCAAGUCCUGUGGUGUGCCAGAUUGACAAGCAGUUCCUGAUCUGCAGUAUAUACCUGGAACGGUACAAGAACCCCAAGGUUCUCCCCUGUCUGCAUACUUUCUGUGAGAGGUGCCUGCAGAACUACAUCCCGGCCCACAGCCUGACUCUAUCCUGCCCCGUGUGCUGCCAGACCUCCAUCCUGCCCGAGAAGGGGAUGGCCGCGCUGCAGAACAACUUCUUCAUCACGAACCUGAUGGAUGUGCUACAGCGAACGCCAGGCAGCAACAUCGAGGAGUCGUCCAUCCUGGAGACCAUCACUGCCGUGGCCGCAGGAAAGCCUUUGUCCUGCCUCAACCAUGAUGGCAAUCCCAUUGUGUUUCUUAGUUGGACUAGAGUUUAUGCCCCUUAUGGAAUGGUUGCUCCCACCAACCACAGGUGA